This is a messenger RNA of Nestor notabilis (Kea), 1713 nucleotides long. RefSeq names its product chondroitin sulfate N-acetylgalactosaminyltransferase 2 (gene CSGALNACT2). Lineage: Eukaryota; Metazoa; Chordata; Aves; Psittaciformes; Psittacidae. Bases 1 to 1632 code for a protein of 543 amino acids. Gene Ontology annotation, molecular function: glucuronosyl-N-acetylgalactosaminyl-proteoglycan 4-beta-N-acetylgalactosaminyltransferase activity. The transcript has 7 exons. Gene Ontology annotation, cellular component: Golgi cisterna membrane. The record is from RefSeq and is a predicted model, not a curated record.
AUGAGAAUGCCCAGAAGAGGCUUAGUAAUUCAAGCCAGGACUCGUUGGCUAUUAGUGGGUCUUGCUUUACUAUUCAGUUUAGUCUUGCUCAUGUAUUUGCUGGAGUGUGCUCCACAAACAGACAGUAAUGGAUCUCUGCCUGGUGUCGUAGGCGAAAGCAUGGGUAAAGAAUACUAUCAAGCUCUCUUGCAGGAACAAGAAGAGCAUUAUCAAAACCGAGCUACCAGUCUGAAACGUCAGAUUGCACAGUUAAAGCAGGAGCUUCAGGAAAUGAGUGAUAAAUUGAAAUCCCUGCAGGAAAAAAAGAGCCCAAGGGUCAAUGGUAUGAACUACCAGGGCACCAAAGAACAAGCAUCCAAUGAUCUCCUAGAAUUUCUUCAUUCACAGAUUGACAAAGCUGAGGUGAGCGUGGGGGCUAAACUGCCUAGUGAAUAUGGUGUCAUUCCUUUUGAAAGCUUUACGUCCAUGAAAGUAUUUCAGUUGGAAAUGGGGCUCACUCGGCAUCCAGAAGAGAAACCCGUUAGAAAGGAUAAGCGAGAUGAAUUGGUGGAAGUUAUUGAGGCUGGCCUAGAAGUUAUCAAUAAUCCAGAUGAAGAAGAUGGACAAGAUGAAGAUGAUGGAGUAGGAGAGAGGCAGCUGUAUAGUGAAAAUGAUUUCAUAGAAGGUUACUAUCGUACAGAAAGAGAUAAAGGGACACAGUAUGAGCUGUUCUAUAAGAAGAUGGAUGGCAUGGAAUACAGACAUGUCACCUUGUUCCGACCUUUUGGACCUCUUAUGAAAGUGAAGAGUGAAACAGUUGAUAUUUCUAGAUCUGUCAUUAACAUUAUUGUCCCUCUUGCUGGAAGAACUGAGGCAUUUGCACAAUUUAUGCAAAACUUUAGGGAUGUGUGUAUUCAUCAGGAUAAGCGUGUUCACCUCACAGUGGUGUAUUUUGGACAAGAUGGGCUAUCAGAAGUAAAAGGCAUUCUAGAAUCUGUAGCUAGAGAAACAAGCUUCCACAAUUACACACUUGUCUCUCUGAACGAGGAAUUUAACCGAGGCCGAGGACUUGACAUGGGUGCCAGAGCCUGGGAAAAGGGCGAGGUCCUGAUGUUCUUUUGUGAUGUUGAUGUUUAUUUCACAGCUGAGUUCCUCAACAGUUGUCGCUUAAAUGCUGAGCCUGGGAAAAAGGUGUUUUAUCCUGUGGUAUUCAGCCUUUAUAAUCCUGCUAUUGUCUAUGCCAACCAAGAUAUACCACCCCCUGUGGAGCAACAAUUGGUACACAAGAAGGAUUCUGGUUUCUGGCGGGAUUUUGGCUUUGGGAUGACUUGUCAAUAUCGGACAGACUUUCUGACUGUUGGGGGUUUUGACUUGGAAGUGAAAGGCUGGGGCGGUGAGGAUGUUCACCUUUACAGAAAGUACUUGCAUGGGGACCUUAUUGUGAUCAGGACACCCGUCCCUGGUCUCUUUCACCUCUGGCAUGAGAAACAUUGUGCAGAUGAACUCACUCCAGAGCAGUAUCGCAUGUGUAUCCAGUCCAAAGCCAUGAAUGAGGCCUCUCACUCGCACCUGGGGAUGCUGGUCUUCAGGGAGGAGAUCGAGACUCACCUCCGUAAGCAGGCUUAUAGGACUAACAGCGAAGCAGCGGGUUAAAUGUCAACCCUGUGACUUUUGAUGACUUCAAAUUCACAGUGAACCAGCACCAUUUUACAGCCUUAAUUCAGCUUAACAAUG